GCGACCAGUUUCCAGUUCCGUGCUUAUUAUCAAUCAAGUAACACACAUCACAUCAGAUCACAUCACGUUAAAAUGGUCCCAAAGUUCGCUCUGGUCUGCUUGGUAGCCUGCGCCUUUGUCCAGGUUGCCCUCUGCGAUGCUCCCACUGACUCCAUGCAACUGCCUUCUUUACAAGAAGUUAAGGAUAAAGCCGAUGAGGCAUUGAACAAUGUCCAAACUGAAUUCCACAAAUUGGUUGGUGUUCAAAACAACGAAGAAUUAGUCAAGAAAAUCAGUGAUGGAACUGACCAACUCAAGGACACUCUUUCAAACUUCUUGGGAAAGCUCAACACUGAAGUUAACGAGCACGGAAAAGGAUUCAAAGACCUGUUGGCUUCAGUAACCACCACUUUCAACGAAAAAGUCCGCGAACUUGAGCAACAACAUCCUGAUGUGAAGAAACAAGCCGAUGAGGUAAAAGCUAAAUUCCAAGAAACUCUGCAGACCGUUGUUAAUGAAGCGGGAAAAUUGACUAAAGAACUCGGAAAAAGUACUGAAGGCAUGAACGAGCAAUUGAGCAAUUUAACUAAAGAAGUUUUGACCCAAGCCCAAGCAGUGGCCGCCGACGUGCGUUCCAGUGUCGACAAAUUCGCCAAAGAACACGAAGCCACCCACACCGGCCACUAAUUAUAAACAGAAAACCUUCUGUGAUCAU
Molecule: messenger RNA, 694 nt
Organism: Ctenocephalides felis (cat flea)
Lineage: Eukaryota; Metazoa; Arthropoda; Insecta; Siphonaptera; Pulicidae
Product: apolipophorin-3-like
Exons: 4
Coding region: 73-666 (197 amino acids)
Biological process (GO): lipid transport
Cellular component (GO): extracellular region
Molecular function (GO): lipid binding
Source: RefSeq, a predicted model, not a curated record